Daphnia carinata is the source of this 2676-nucleotide messenger RNA. RefSeq lists its product as uncharacterized. NCBI's taxonomy places the organism in Eukaryota, Metazoa, Arthropoda, Branchiopoda, Diplostraca, Daphniidae. The coding region runs from base 566 to 2395 and encodes 609 amino acids. The transcript is spliced from 10 exons. The record is from RefSeq and is a predicted model, not a curated record.
GACGCCGUGCGGAACGUCCCUGGUGAUCGUCGACUGUGUGUGUGUGUGUGAAACAAUCAGCUGGUGGGACUGAGCUAUUCUGGUGUGGUUUGUCUGUUACAACCGAAAAAAUAAAUUCCUGAUGUGCAUUGUUUAUACUAUUGUGCAGUGUUUUCCUGUUUUGAAACAGCAUCGAAAGAUCGUAUUGUUCUUGUCAACAGUCGGCCAAAAUAGGCUAACCAUUUUUAUGUGUCGAGUCACCUACGGUUUUUUUAGUUGAGAAAAAAAAAAAAGAUGGGCAGCCUAGAAAUGUGUCGUGUGAUUAUUCAGUUUCUUCUUGGCACCUUUUUAUGUGUCGAGUGAAAAGGAAAAAAAAUAACUUGUCGCGCACAGUCAUCACUGGUAGGACAAAAAAGAGUCUCUUGAAUAAUUCACACCACCAAGGACUGCCAAUUCCAUUCAAGGGAUUACAACUCAACCUCCAACAAUUUCCAUUCAACGAGAACAAAACCACGUUUUUCUUUUUUUUACAUAUUAAUUUUUUGUUGCUUUAUCGCCAUUUUGUUUUGAGAAAAAAAGAGGGACAAUGAAGUUUUAUUGGGUGUCUGCUGUUUUGAUUGUGUUGCCCGUCUGCUGGUCUUUAGUGCCGGAGAUAUCACUCAAAUCGAAAAACCUUCAUCCAACAUCGUCUGUCACGAGUACGGGCAAUGACGUCAUUUCGGAGACCAGAACCCUGGGCGUCGGCAAAUGGCCAACGUUGAACAUUACCCGACUGCGAAUUAGCAGUUACAACGUCACAUCUAGCACGACGACAACGAAAUUGGCCGAUAGGAAGUUUGACGUCGUCGACCCUGAUCCAAAUCCUUCAUCCGGCUUAUCAAUUAACAGUAACACGAUCCACCAUCUGGAGCCUAAUUCUUCUGUUGGCCCUAAAAGAAAGAAAACACGACAUCGUAACAAGUGGAAGUCUCCAAGUUCAAGGAUCGCGUCAGCCAAAACAACACCCGCUGGACCUUUUUGGACUCGCAAUGACAUUCUGGAACCACCGACCACCAAACCGCCCGUUUAUUCGUCACAGUUGAUCCCAACGACUUGCCAAUCUUUAACUUCAACAUGCCCGGCGUAUCGGUUGGUGGAACGUCGCAAAGAAUACGAUAUCCGUUGGUAUCCGUCACGCAGAUGGGCGUCUGCCAUUGUCAUGACAGAAGACGAUCGACUCUUGGCCGUCUGGGAAGGAUUGGCCAAGUUGCAGGAAUAUUUCGACGGCUAUAACGAGCCCCAAAUCGCCAUGAAUUUGACGUACCCGCUGUUGACACAAGUCAAACGAGGCAAACAUCCAGGCAUUUUACAUCAAGAAUUGCGCGAUAUUACGCUGUCCGUGCCCAUCCCGUCCAAAUAUCAAAUGAAUCCGCCAUCACCCAACAGUGCAGACAUCUUGUUAGACAUGGUCGAUUCCAGCACCGUCUUUGUGCAUAGUUUCCGCGCCCGUUUGUGGGACUUGACGGACCGCGCCCUCCGCCACCGGGCCGAUCGUCUGAUGACAACGUUGAGGAAUCACGGCGAGGCCUUUCACGACCGCUACUACUAUCUAGCUUCCUUUACCAAGCCUGAUAAUAUGGAGAAUAACGUCUACGAAAUGUGGAUUCACGCUACCCGAUUAAGAGAUCCAGGUCGAGUCCAGCCGGUUACAAAAUCCCAAGACCCGCCGCUGAGUAAAGUCACUCUUCGUACCCGGAAACGACUUUGUCGUGGUGUUGAAUGUCCGUCGUUCGAUGUCCUUCGCGUCUACAAAUUCGGCAUUCAAAAGAGGCGCUAUUUCGACACGGUGCUGAUCCAAGCAGGGACGAACGAGUGCGAAUUCAAUAGCCUGUCUGUCUGGCGAGGAUUUAUGCCACUUCAUCUGUACAAACAUGGUAUCAACUCGCACUGGGAGGUGCUGGAAGCGACCCGACCCAUUGGCAUUGUCCAUGUCGUCGACCGAGUAACGGCCAAUCAAUCGUUAACGAGCGGCAUCGAUCAGCGUCUUCAGCAGCUGCGCUACAACCGGACAUCUGUAGUAGACUCGUCUGUCUCAUUUGAUUGCAGGCACAAUUUAACCGUGUCGUUGUACCUGCCUCAACGCUUGCAUUCCAAUCCACCAUCGGCUGGCCUGGGAGCUCCACCUGUCAAGAUCAAUCGAGUCAACGACUUGAUCGUCUACGUCCAAACGGUCGGUGGCUCCAUUCUCGAUCCUGUUCGCUCAACCAUCGAGGUGAAAAAGUUUGGGUCGCGUCUCCAACAGCUCGGCCUCUGCUACAAACCGGCCGAAUACUAUUUGGUGAUUUACGAUUUCAUGGUCCGUUUCCACGGACGUCAAAACGAGAUAUGGUUCCUGGCCGACAGGUGCCCAGUCAGAAGCAAUGCUGACUUGAAAUAGCCAAAAAUCGUUCGUCAUCGUCAUCUAUCCGAAAAAAGAAAAUCACCUGUAUAACCCUCAUCGUAACUCUUUUUCUACCAAAAUCCAUAAAAUUCCCCCCUCCACUUUUUAUUGCAUGUUAAGACUUUUUUUUUUUUGACACCAAAUAUUUUCUUCUUUUUUUUUAAAUGUUUCUUUUUUUUUAGUAUUGCCAUACACACACUGGAUCGCUUAAAAAACCCCGUCAUUUUUUAAUCCUAAGGAAAAAGAGGUAAAAAUAGUUUUUUUUUUAUGAUCGUGAA